Molecule: messenger RNA, 1718 nt
Organism: Linum trigynum
Lineage: Eukaryota; Viridiplantae; Streptophyta; Magnoliopsida; Malpighiales; Linaceae
Source: the annotation of a GenBank genome assembly
UACUUGUUGGUUAAAUUACUAGAAAUCUAGCUGAACAUUAGUUAAUUAAUUUUGUUUGGUUACAAAUCCAUUUGCUAGACUUCCUUAGCAUGCGCGGGUUACACACAAAGAUCAUUCCUAGCUACCAGUUUUGGUGGAAGCAAAAUGUGGAGAGGGCAUGUCUAGCUGUCCCCAAGUUUAACGGGGAAAGAUAUCUCCUAGCUGCUGCUUUGCUGAGUAGGGAAGAAGUCGCCUCUCGCAACCAACUCCAGGCCCCGAAGGCUAUUGGGGGUACUAGUGAAACAGGGACGAGCAGUUCAGCUCCUCCUACAGCUCAUGGACCGAUGCCCACCGCAGAAUGGUUGGAGUAUGAAGAUUUGACUAGCCUUGACAUAGACCAGCUUAAGGGAUUGAAGAGCAUGAUUGAAAAGUGGGUGGCUCGAAGGGACAAGGUCCAAAAGAUUGUCAAGAUUUUGGCCCCGAAAGACAACAUUUGAACUGUUGCUUUUCGUUCUAACAGAUCGACGAAAAACGAUCACUCUCCUCUCCUCUUGUCUAACAGAUCGACGAAAAAGAAAAGGCGAAAUCCUAGCCGCCUCUUCUACACCGCCGUCACGUUCCCUCUCUUCUCCCCUUUGCGAAACCCUAACCGCCAACUAAAUCUGCUCUUCACCCCUCAACCUCCGCCGCUCUCCCUCUUUUCUCUUCGCGUUCUUCCUCUCUAAACCGAGAAAGGAAACCUUCGAGUCCCGUCUCCCCUCGCCGUCUCUCUAACUGGAGAGGAAAAACGGCGCAAGCCUUCCCCUCUACUCCUCCCUACGUUCUCCUUUUCUCGCGUUCUGGAAACGAAAAGGGACAACGAGGAAGGGUGUCGCCGACGACAAUUUGGAGGCAUGCGCCGCCAACGACGGCGACGGGGUUUAAAAUCAAAGGUCAGUUUGCUUUUUUUUUGCACGAUUCUCUACUAUUUUAGGUAUGAUUUUUAGGGAUUUCGAGACUCUAACCCUAUUUUUAUUGUUUAUUUUCCGAAAAUCUGACAAAAAUCAAGGGGGAAUACUAGAUCUAUUUAUUCGUGACCUCGAUCUCUUCCUCACCAAAACGAGGACGACGAGGGGUGACCCUUACCCUCUGGCAAGAUUUUUCCACAUUCAUGCUAAUUUUUGUUCGAUUUAUGCAUUAGAUCGAGAUUUAACCCGUUUUAGUUUUUGGGGUUUUUUUAGUUUCGGAUCUCUGCCGAAAGAAGAAAGAGAGAGGCGGUGGUCUUCGGCGGCGCGACCUUCGCCAGAGUCGACGUCGAGGGUUUAACUUAAGUAGGUUUUUUUUUUGCUAUUCUGGGUUUAUUAUUAUUAUUAUCAUUAUUUGGGGUUCUAAUUCUUGAUAUCCUUGAUUUUAUCAUAUCUCUUCAGUUUGAAGAAACUAGGUGAUACCUUUUCUAAACCUAAAAUGGACGGUUUAGUUAUCGUAACCAUGAUUGUUUAUAAGUAUCUUUGGUGUCAUGAAAGUAAAUUUUGUUAGAACCCCUGCUAGGUUUGUUUAGCCUUAAUAUUCUGUUUUGGAUUUGGUAGAAACGAGAACUUGCUUUAUUAAUUUUUUAAAACCUAUAAUGAUCCUAGGGUAUUUGGAAAUCACAGCUACUGCUUAUGACCAUCAAUUUGGUAGGAAACUCUCUAGAGUUGGGAUUUGGUUAAACAGUUGAUUAAAAGGCUUAUACGAAUUGGUAACAAAUGGAAUUCUCAAUG